Messenger RNA from Gadus macrocephalus (Pacific cod), 1313 nucleotides. Its product is annotated as alpha-1,3-galactosyltransferase 2-like. Gene Ontology annotation, biological process: carbohydrate metabolic process. NCBI's taxonomy places the organism in Eukaryota, Metazoa, Chordata, Actinopteri, Gadiformes, Gadidae. Gene Ontology annotation, cellular component: vesicle; membrane; Golgi apparatus. Gene Ontology annotation, molecular function: hexosyltransferase activity. The record is from RefSeq and is a predicted model, not a curated record. Bases 156 to 935 code for a protein of 259 amino acids. The transcript is spliced from 3 exons.
AAUCAUGUGUUGGUUUGAUCCGUUUUUUGAAAAGGCAAAUCCCUAUUAAUACAUAUUUUAGAAGGAGAAACCUCUUGGAUUGCAGUACAGGCAUCACCUUAGACCUUUGGUACAGAACGGAUGUUCAAACACACACAAGCUGGGGAGCUCCCAUCAUGUGGGAAGGCAUAUUCCAGGCUGAUCUGUACGACCAGACUCACAGGACAAAUCGAUCGUCUGUGGCGCUCACUGUGUUCGCCCAGGGCAGGUACCUGGACGCCUACCUCGGGGCCUUCCUGAACUCCUCCGAGCGUCACUUCAUGGUGGGUCUCCCGGUGAGGUACUACAUAUUCACAGACCUGCCCGAGAAGGUGCCUGACCUCCAGCUGGGCCCUCAGCGAAGCCUGGAGAUCAUCAGAGUGGAGGGCCACUCCCGUUGGCAGGACAUCUCCAUGGCCCGCAUGAAGACUAUCGCGGACACCAUUGAGUCUGUCAUCCGUCACAGCAGCACCCACGUCUUCUGCAUGGACGUGGACCAGGUGUUCACGGCCAGGUUCGGCUCGGAGGCUCUGGGCGACCUGGUGGCCCUGCUCCACGCCUGGUACUACAAUCUCCCCAAGGUGCUGUACACGUACGACCACAACCCGCAGUCCAGCGCCUUCAUGGUGACGGGGGACUUCUACUACCACGCGGCCGUGUUCGGAGGCUCCUGCGCCAGCGUGAAGGCCCUGGCCGAGGUCUGCUAUCAGGGGAUCCUGCGGGACAAGGAGAACGGCGUGGAGGCACUGUGGCACGACGAGAGCCACCUCAACAAAUACUUUUGGCUGCACAGACCCAGCAAGGUGCUCUCCCCAGAGUACUGCUGGGACCCAGUCAUUGGCCAGAAGAGCGACAUACGUGUGGCCAGGCUACUCUGGGCGCCAAAGAAUUACAAAGAACUGCGCCCCAAUGUCUAAAUGGGAGACAGGGAGUGUUUUAUUUGUUGUGAUGUCAUUGGGAAGCAUUUUAAGCUUCAUUUUUCAUUUUUUAAGAAAUGGACAAAUGUUAUGGCGUAUAGCUGUUUCUUCGAACAGUCGAUAGAGGGCUAAAGCCCCAUUUUCUUGGCGUGUUUGCAAAUGCAAAUAAUGCAAAUAGAAAAGUUGCUUUGCUUUUGCUAUGAACACAGCUGUGUGAGUGUAUGUGGAUGAUGGCUGGUUUAAGAAAAACAAAACAAAGCCGAUGUGUGCAUAUAAAUACAAAAGAUGACACAAACAAGAGGUGACUAUAAACAAUCCUAUCAUUCCACAUUUCUUUGAAAAAAUUUAACGGCCAGAUAUUUCCUGCUUCUUCGUGCU